Ceraceosorus guamensis is the source of this 1465-nucleotide messenger RNA. Its product is annotated as FAD dependent oxidoreductase. The transcript is spliced from 5 exons. NCBI's taxonomy places the organism in Eukaryota, Fungi, Basidiomycota, Exobasidiomycetes, Ceraceosorales, Ceraceosoraceae. Bases 290 to 1459 code for a protein of 389 amino acids. The record is from RefSeq and is a predicted model, not a curated record. Gene Ontology annotation, biological process: retrograde transport, endosome to Golgi. Gene Ontology annotation, molecular function: oxidoreductase activity. Gene Ontology annotation, cellular component: cytoplasm; late endosome.
AGUGAAGCGGGCAACAUGGUCCGCAGGGCGUUGCAUGGACAUAUCUUGGCGCUCAUCGCUGCCCUCGUCUGAGCCAUCUGAUCAACGUGCUGACCUCUUCGGAAGCACGUACGGCGUAAACUCACGUGAUUCGACUCUGGCUGGGUAGCUAGACGAACAUAGGUGGAGGGUGUGCGGAGCGACCAGAAGAGCGUACAUAUGGCUUGCAUCAGUCAGGAUCACAGCAUCAUCGCCCAAUCCACGCACAAUUCUACCAACCAUAUACCUUCCUCAUCCACAUCUCGACAUCAUGACAGCUCCGGCACGUCACAUCAGCAUUGUAGGGGGAGGCAUCAUUGGUGUCUCUUCGCUCUACUAUCUCUCGCGCGCUUUGUCUCGCCUGCCAGCAGGCAGUACCUUGAAUCUGUACGAAGCAGGUCAAGAUGUAGCACCUGCAGCGAGCGGCAAGAGUGGAGGCUUUUUGGCUUUAGAUUGGCAUGGUACCGCAACUGCCGACCUAGCAGAGCUCAGUUUCAGGCUGCAUAAAGAGCUUGCCGACGAAUUUAGCGGAAGAGAAAAAUGGGGCUAUCGAGAGGUUGAGACUCUCUCUGUGAAAUUCGAUUCGAACAGGUCGCGGUCAAAGGGCCCAGCUAGCCUGGACUGGGUAGACGGAAAGCAUGUCUCUUCUUCCUCGACGAUGGGUGGCAAUGGCACGACAGCUCAAGUGACUCCCAGACCUUUGGUACGACAUUUGGCCAGCGAAGCCCUGAAGGUGUCUGGCGUAAGCAUACACAAGGCGACUCGAGUUGUUGCAGCAGAGCUUGAUGCUGCCAGUGGAAGGGUUAAGCAGAUCAAGGUGCGAAAUGCGCACGGAAGCGAAGAGGAUGUCGAGAGCACAGAUUUGAUCAUCGCGGCUGGACCUUGGACAGGCGCACUAGCGUCAUCGCUAUUCUCCAAUUCUGAAGCUGGCUUGCCGUCUUUGCUCAGAAAAGCAAAGAAGAUUGGUGGCAGUCGAGCACACAGCGUGGUCAUUCAAGGUUCGAGGCCCACGACCGCUCACUGCCUUUUUACCGACAUGCGGUACGGUAAUAAAGCGGCUGCGCCGGAGGUGUAUGCGCGCGAGGAUGGGACGGUGUACAUAUGCGGCGGUUCAGACGAAGUGAUUUUGCCAGAGAACGAAUCAGACAUCGUUCCCGAUCUCAAAGCGACGGCGAAGUUGAUCGAACAAGCAGCCGUCCUCUCGCCAGACGUUCUCAACGUCGACAAGGGCGCCAAAGUCAAAGCCGAGCAAGCUUGUUACUUGCCAAUCAGUGAAGGGACUGGAUCACCCGUCAUCACUGGUGAUGCCAAGAGCGGCAUCUACAUUGCGGCGGGCCAUUCCUGCUGGGGCAUCACGCUGGGCGUUGGCACUGGAAAGGUCGUUCAGGAACUGGUCACGGAUGGGAAAGUUAGCAGCGCGGACAUCCGAAUGCUGCAAUGAUCCCUU